Molecule: messenger RNA, 975 nt
Organism: Octopus bimaculoides (California two-spot octopus)
Lineage: Eukaryota; Metazoa; Mollusca; Cephalopoda; Octopoda; Octopodidae
Product: grpE protein homolog 1, mitochondrial
Biological process (GO): protein import into mitochondrial matrix; protein folding
Cellular component (GO): PAM complex, Tim23 associated import motor
Molecular function (GO): protein homodimerization activity; adenyl-nucleotide exchange factor activity; protein-folding chaperone binding
Source: RefSeq, a predicted model, not a curated record
UAAGUGUCGGUCAUGUGACACUUGACGUCACUUCCGUUUUUCCCCAUCAUGUCGUCCUACAUGUCGUCCAGAAUUUCUCUGAAUUGUCGUCAUCUCCCGCGAUAUUUCUUCAACUCGACCAAACUAAAUCCACCCGGAUUCACUCUUAGAAUUGGUCAUCAGUUUUCUGCUGCAGCUGAAUCAAAUAAAGUCGCUGAAGGAAACAGCACCACAACAGCUGCGCCCCCUCCUGGGGCUGCAGACGCUGUACAUAACGAACUGAAUAAAGAGUUGCUGGAAGCAAAUAAGAAAUUAACAGAAGACGUCAAGAAAAUGAAGGACAAAUACUUGUUAGCACUGGCAGAAAGUGAAAAUGUUCGAAUGAGGAUGAAUAAACAGAUCCAAGAUGCCAAAUUAUUCAGCAUCCAAGGCUUCUGUCGAGACCUCUUUGAGGUGGCAGAUAUUUUGACCAAAGCUACUGAAUCAGUGCCAAAGGAAGAAUUAGAGAGGAACCAGCAUCUAAAACAUUUAUUUGAAGGUUUAACCAUGACAGAGAGUCAACUCCAGAAAGUGUUUAAUAAACACGCCAUUGAACAGAUCAUACCAAAAGAAGGGGACAAAUUUGACCCCUACCUCCAUGAAGCCAUGUUUGAAGUGAGUUGUGAGGGCAAAGAAGCGGGGACAGUAGCAACCCUCACAAAAUUAGGCUACAAGCUGCAUAAUCGAACUGUCAGACCAGCAGUAGUUGGUGUUUAUAAGGCAAUGUAAAAAAAUCUGUAGAAUGAUUAAAAACAAUAUGUGGGUGGGGAAGGGAGUGGACAAGGGGAGGGGUUGUUGGUUGCCACAAAAAUUGUUCAAUAAAUUUGUUCCCCUUUUUUUUCUGCUAAUGAGAAAAUGAUGCGGGAGAUAUAAUUUAAAGAAGCCAUUUCGGUGAGAGUGAAGUGGGAAGAGUCUGUUAAUUGAUAUUUUACAAGUAAAAGUGAUUUCUUCUAUAAA